UUAUUCACUCAUUAUUCCGUGCCACCAUACAUGGCCCCUGUGAUGAUGGGGCCUCCUGUGACAGAUGCACAUGCGCAGUCUCUCCGGUAGAGUUCGCUGUGACCGUUCAUUUCCCCUCGUCCUCCUUCUCCUGUGAGUGUGGAGCUCCUCCCCCCCGUCUGUGCACCGACUCUGUGCCGGGUCACGUUACCGAGGAGAGAGAGAGAGAGAGAGAGCGAGAGCGAGAGCGAGUCCGUGUGAAUUCACUGAGCUCCUUCCCGUCGAGUCACAAGCUCCUUGCACUUUCGACUAAAUAUUAGUCAGAGUUGACGGGAAAGCAGAACCAGUCAGACGACAGCCGGGAGUCUUUAACCAGCACCGAACACAGUGCGGAGGACACGCACACACACACACACACAGCCGGAAUCUAAGCACAAGAGCUGGAUGGAUUUAAGAGUCUGCCCACGACAUGGACAUUGAAUAAUAACAGCAUCCGCUUUGAGUCAAGACGAAGAAGAAGCCAUGGAUGCAAGCUGGAAAAACUCCUUGGAAGAGGAGCUCCUGUGUCCCAUCUGCCUGAAUGUCUUUGAAGAACCAAUCCAGCUGCCGUGCAAGCACAACUUCUGCAAAACUUGCAUCUCAGAGGCCUGGUCCGGUGUCAUCAGCACUGGGAUCCGCUGCCCAGAGUGCAACCAUGAAUACAACCAGAAACCCACGCUGGACAAAAACUUCAAGCUCGCCAACAUCGCCAAUCGGUUCAAUGCACUGAACACAGAGAAGGUCCCCGUCGUGCUGCAGUGUGUCCUCUGUAGACGAGGUCCCCCGCUGCCUGUGAGGAAGGUCUGUCUGCGCUGCAAGGAGCCCUGCUGCCAAACCCACAUCCACAUGCACCUACAGCAGCCUUGCGCAGCCCCGGGACACCUGUUAGUGGACGCUGACGAGCUGAGUGCUUGGACCUGCCCCACACAUGAGGAGUACAGGAUACUGCACUGUGAAGAAGAGCAGGUGGCUCUGUGUCCUCUGUGCUGCAUCUCCCACUGCUCUAAAAAAAGACACCCAGUCCGUGAUGUGGAUACGAAACAUAUACAAGUGCAGGCCAUGCUAAUGAAACAGCAAGGCAAACUGGAGGGUCGUGUCCAGAUCAUAGAUGAGCAGAUCACCAAGCUGGAGACAGACGGGACACUGAUGAAGGACGCAGUGUCUGAACUGAAGGAGCGUGUGAGAGCCCAGUAUCAGAGGAUGCAUGCGCUGCUGGAAGCCAAACAGGCUGAAGCCAUGCAGAUGCUGGAGAGCACAUGCACCAUGUACGAGAGGAGAAACUCCCAUCAGGCUCUGCAGCUCAAAGACCGCCGUCACGAGACGGAGAAGCUUCUGAGCAUGAUACAAACAUUGUUCCAAAGAUCAGAAAGCAUUAACUGUGUAAAGAAUACAAAACCAUACAAGCUGCUACUAGACAGGUCAAACUCUCACCUGAGUAGUGCCAUCCCUCCAGUCAGACUGGGCCAGAUCAGCUCCCAUGAAUUUCUGUCAGACCUUUCAGUGAGAGAGAAGGAGUUGAGAAAAACCCUGGAAGAACCGUUCAAAGAGGCUACCAUUCUUGAGUUUUUCCAGCCUCAGAGCAGGUCUGCUGGCUCCCAAACAGAGAACCGCUCAGUGCUAAAGAAAAGGAAAUGCAGCAUGAGCUUCGUGGAAAGCGAUACAGAGAACUCCACCUCCCAGGAUCAUCUGCACUCCAGCAGCAAAAAACCCUUCCUCCACCGUGCUUUAUCCAUGUACUCCACUGAAUUCCUCUCCCAGAAUCCUCACGCUGGCCCUGGCCAUAUUCAGCCCCUUGACCCUCCGGCCCAUCCAGCUGUGGUUCUUGGAUCCUCCUCUAGCCAACACUCAGGGACUGUUUUCCCCUCCUCCCACUUCCCCGGUGGAGGGGCCUCGACACAAGCCAUGUACGAAGGGCGCAACGUCCUGAUGUGCACACAGAAUAACUGCUGCUAUUCCAGGGCUUCAGCCGCCCGUGUCCAGCCUCCGUACCCAGCAUCAGACUCCUUCCCCUCCAGGACCUCUCAGGAGUUUCCUGCACAUGUCCCACUAUCUGCGAGCCAGCCACUGCAGCAUUAUCCCAUCAGAGGACUGAUGGAAACCUCCCAGACUGCCAGGCACCCCGACUUCUACAGUCCGUAUGGACAGUCUUUAGACAGACUGGUUUUUUAAACAAAUAAUAAACCAGAGUCGUCAAAAAGAAAUAUAGAAUUUUCUUUUUUGUUCAUUUCCAUUUUGGUUAAGACAGAUGUUGUACACAUCCCCACUCCUGCCCUAUUUUAGGAAACCAUGCCCUGUAAAAUUUUGUAGCUCUGUUAACUUUAUGAAUCACUGUCACGGCAGUCAUGUUUUUUUUUUUUAAAUUGUAUUUAUUUUGUGUUUUAAUUUGACUGGAAGUGCUAAUGUGAACAAUAUAUUCUUAAAGUAGUGAACUCAAAUACGACAUAUCCUAUUACAAAUCCUGACAUGGGAUUCCAGAGACUCUAGUGCCUAAAAAGACUCUUGAUUAUUUCCUGUUUGUGGCUGAAAGUGAGCAGGGAGCCUCCCUGUGCCCUCCAAAGUCCAUGUGGCUUUUAAAAAACGCACUGGGCUACGACUGCUUGUCAGGUUUUUCAUGGAUUUCUUUUUUUUAUAUGAGAUAAUAAAUAAACCAAAACCAGUGAAAAAUACUGAAUAAACAAGCAUAUUGAAUUACA
This is a messenger RNA of Solea solea (common sole), 2711 nucleotides long. RefSeq names its product tripartite motif containing 8a (gene trim8a). The coding region runs from base 502 to 2187 and encodes 561 amino acids. The record is from RefSeq and is a predicted model, not a curated record. The transcript has 7 exons. NCBI's taxonomy places the organism in Eukaryota, Metazoa, Chordata, Actinopteri, Pleuronectiformes, Soleidae.